AUGCUAACCAUUUCGGUUAUAGAUUACAUCCGCCAGAAGAACAAGUACCUCCCCAAGGUCUUCGAGUGGAUCAAGGAGCACUCCACUGGAUCUCCUAUCCUCCCCGUCUCUGCUCAGUUCGAGGAGCGCCUCACCCUUCUCGGUGACGAGGCUGCCGCUCUCGAGGAGUGCAAGAAGCUCGAGACCAAGUCUGGUCUGCCUAAGAUCAUCACUACCAUGCGUACUGCCCUGAACCUGGCCAGUUUCUUCACCACUGGUGAGGAUGAGGUCCGUCAAUGGACUAUCCGUAAGGGUAUCAAGGCGCCUGCUGCCGCUGGUGUCAUUCACACCGAUUUCGAGAAGACCUUCAUUCAGGCUGUCGCAUACAACUACAGUGUUCUGCGUGAGGUCGGCGAUGAAGCCGGUGUCAAGGCUGCUGGUAAGAUCAUGACCAAGGGUAAGGAUUACGUCGUCGAGGACGGUGAUAUCCUCCUCAUCAAGGCUGGUGCUGCCAAGCACUAA
Penicillium salamii is the source of this 501-nucleotide messenger RNA. NCBI's taxonomy places the organism in Eukaryota, Fungi, Ascomycota, Eurotiomycetes, Eurotiales, Aspergillaceae. The record is from the annotation of a GenBank genome assembly.